GCGGCAGGCGGUAGCGGCAGUAACCAGCCAAAAGUCGAGGGGGCUGCCGCCCUCAAUCUCCCGUAGUAUCGACGCUCGCAUCUAAGCCGCGGCCCGACACCUUUACGCUGUAGCCUCGAAAAAUGAGGAAGCCGUUUCUACAUUUUUCGUUGGUAUUCUUUUAAAACAUCGCUGCUGAUGUAGCCGGAGGCAGAUACUCAAACCGUAAACUACGGUAGUUGGCUUACAGCUUGGAGUUUUUGACAUGGCGCCAGCUGGCACUUUCGUGGGGGACUUGCACACAGAUGCAGGGAUACGGCCAGCUGCUUCCUCUGGUCAUGCCACCGCGCAACACAUCAAAACAAACUUGAACUCUUCCGCAUGGUCGCCAUUAAAGCAUACUUCGUGUAUAAUAAUGUUUUCUGUGGCCAUUGCAGUGUGAUUUCUGAAUGAGGAUAUGUCAGUGGACGAUAUUUAACUCUGUUGGCUAUCAGGAUCUCUGAUGCUGUUGCCCUCUCUUUGUGUUAUUAUGUUGUGACGGUUAUUGUGAUACAUUUUUGUUGCUAGUGAUCGUGAACAGUUAAAUAUUUCUGUUUGAAGAUAAUGAAAGUAUGUUGUGUUGUGAUUGCAAUCCUUACUAUUGGCGGCUCUCAUAUGUGAAACUGAUGAGUGUUCUACAGUGUAUGUGUUUCAUCUAAGGCAAUUUUUGAUAGGUGUAUGUGCAAUCUUAUUGACUCCAACUGUUUCAAAACAACACUUCGUCUUUGCCCAUCUUGAAAAUUUUCUGGAGGCACAGCUGUCACAUUCAUUGACCUUGUUUGUUGAAAAAUUUGUUAUUUUGUUGAAACUGAACACAGUCAGCCAGCUCAGAGAAUAGUGUAUUUAUCACACUAUUUCUGCACCUUCUCAGUUAUAAAAUGAGGGAGCAAUAAGCUUUUCACCAGUUUUUAUACAUACUAGUGGGAGUUGACAUUUUUCUGUAAUUUAUUUUCUUACUUUGUUACCAGAAAAAUAUUGCUGCAAAUGUUGCAGUUAAAUGUCUGGUGAAAGAAAUUGGAGAAAAUGUCCAUUUGAUCAUGAUGUAGUAAUGCAAAAUGCAUUGAAACAGUCAAAAGUGUAGUGUAAUGGAUCUCACUCAAUAUGCAGAGUACACCCAAAGUACUGCAAGAGUGGUCAGUUCAUGCUGAAGUCACAUUUUCUCAUGGAGCACAAACUCCAACUGCUCAGCUCUCUGGAAGCAAUGUGUCUAUGGACUGUUCAUGGCAAAAACCAACCACUACGAGCAGUGCAUCUACAACUUUGCGUCCUUGUUAUGGAUUUCAGCGUGGAAACAUUUUAUUCACAACUACACCACCACGGUCAUCACAACAUGAUGUUAGCAGACAGUCUAGUGGUGGACCCCAGUCAGCAAAAGCAUCUCAGCAUCCAUAUGACAGACGCUGUAAAAGCACUUGUAGCAUUGUAUUGGCAAAUCCAGGGGAAAAAUUGCAAUCUUUUCAUUACCAUUGUGGUGAUCGUGCUUGUUACCAUGCGAGACCACCAUACACGUCAGGGUUCUCCACAAUACCAGAAAAUUGUGAAAUAUGCAACAUUAAUCAGGUGCCAGAUUGUCAUAACAGGAAAAGUAGUACAUUUACUACACAUUUUUGCACAAGAGUACCAGAACGGUCUGCUAAUAAGGAACGCCAAGAUGCUGCUUCACAGACUGACACAGGACAUAAUGUUGUACCUGAAAAUCUUCAAGUUCCAGACAUGCCACUACAGAAGAAAAAGCUGUCAAAGAGGUUGUCAAGGUCACCUGCAAGACUAAGUGGAAAAUCUCCUUUGCUGCAAAGAAGGUACUCUGAAGUUUCUCAAGGAACAAGCAGCCGGUCUUCCACGCCAGAUGUUGACUGUGAUAAGCAGUGCCAAGGGAAACCUCGUACUGUGCACAUUGAUGUGUACUGUACUGGAUCAGAAGACGCUGAUGCCAGUGCAUCAUCAGAAGCUGACACAACAGAUGAAUCGUCACCACAGACAGUUUUUGAGUCAGAACAACUUCGAGUGAUGCACACAAAAAUGGGUAAAUUCUCUUUACCAAAAGGUUUGAAGCAGGUACCCAGAAGAAGUGAAAGUCUAAAAGAAAAGUCCAACGUCAACUAUUGUUUGGAACCAAAGGGUUAUGAGAGUGAUGAUGUUCUCAGUAGUCAGUACCCAUCCAGGCUUAGCUCAUACACUUCUCUAAAAGAGAGUGCAUCUGGUUUGGUAAGUGAGCAAUCUAGUACAGUAAGAGACCCAUCAUGGUCAACAAUAUCGAGUUGUGCUAUUUCGUGUGAUGACAAGGACUCAGUUAUGUCAACUUCCUGGAAGGACGUUUCUACUGAACUUGAUUCUGCAGCUGUGAGCAGCUCAAGUUUUGUAAACAAAUUUGACCCCUAUUUGACACAGAGUGAUAGUUUUGAAUAUGCUGAUAUGACAGAUCGAAUUCGCAUAAAGGAGAAGGCCAUGGCAUGGGCAGAUGAAGGGAGUGCUCAGCAACCACAUGAUAUUGAAAAGAAACGUCUGCAUCAACAACAAAAAUUUAAGGAGUUCUUAUACAGACAUUUAGGAAAAGGGACAUUUCCCUUGUGGAAAUCACAGCAUUCGGAUGAUUCAGAGGAAGAUGAAGACAAUGAUGAUGAUGACGAUGAUGAUGAUGACACUGGUGAUGCAUGGAGCUUUAUUGGAAGAGGCUGUUCUGGAACAUCUCUCCGAAGAGAAAAUACAGUUAAAAAAGUAGCAAAAUCUACAACACCUAGUGAAGGUGCAGAUAUUAAAUCACUUACUUUGCCAAUGAGGAUUAAUCACCUGAUUUGUGAUGCUGGGAGUUUAAGUGAUUCUGGUCCUCCAUCUGUAAACAGGUUUGCCCGUCGUAUUGCAAUAGGUCCAUUUGGGUCCAAGCCUCCUUCACCUCCUCCAUUAAAAGUAGAGUCUAGUGUUGUGUCACCUUUCACUUCUGUUCAAGGUACAGGUACUGAUCAGUUGUCAAAAGCUCAGAAAUUUGGUACUAUUGUUGGUACACUAAAGAAACCAGGCAAUCAUAUAGGGCCUUCAAAAAACCCUUACUGUUCUUGUGCACAUUGCCGUAGCUUUUAUGAAGCCACUUUACACUGUGGGAGGGCAAGGUCUGUGGGUGAUAUAAACUUUCAUCCAGAGACAGGACAGCCCAAUGAGUGUAAUGCUCAAAAUAUGCAUGAUACAAAGUUUGCAACUGACAAUAAAAAGUACUCAGAGACUGAAAGUGUCAAGUCGAAUACUAUCACUGACGCUAGUGAAUCAGACGGUACACCUGUUUGAUGUAGUAAGUGAAGCAAUUAGGUUGUUAUAAUUUUUAUUGUGUUUAUGAAAUGGAUACAUAGUUUUAUUAAACUGUGGCAGUGUGAGUGACAACAUUAUGUGCAUUAUCAGCUGCUUGUUAUUCUUAUGAUAUUGAAGGGUAGUUGAAAUUUGAGAAAAUGACAAAAUUUGUUAGAAUAACUGUAUAUUCGUUUCACAUUAUGUGGUAUUUUGCAUUUAUGUUGUACACAGAUUUAGGCUAUAUUGAGUCUCAUUGUAUGUAAAGAAGAUCACACUUACAGAGCCAAGAACGCUCCACGUAAUUAUGUCUAAUAAUAAGAAACUGGAAUGUUACUUCAUGUAUGAGGCCUGGAAAUAUGAUAAAUGGAAAAAAUGGCAAAUUUUUGGUUUGAAAAUUUGUGCUGUGAAAAUAUGUUUCAACAUCUGGUUCUGUUGAAUCGUGUAUCAGUGAACUGCGAACUAGAAAAUUUGUAGAUAAAGAAUGGGAAGUAUUGAUAAACUGAAAACCACAAAUAUGUUUAUGUGGGGAAGGUACUAUUGCCCUGUGUUUGCACUGUUUGCUCAUAGUCUGACAUGUUCUCUAUGUUCUCAGGUACAUGUAUCAUUGAUGUAGUGCAGAAAUAAUUGAAUAUACCUUGUUGCUGCUAAAAUUCUGUUAAUACUGAGUGGAUUCAAAUUGAAGAACAUUUUAUUUAUAGGCAACUUUUAAGCAAGAAAACAUUUGAGGAGAUACUUUUUAUUUUCUUCUGUCAUUGCUGACAGAAUUCAUUCUGGCUCAAUUUCUUGUUUGAAAUUUUGCAGUUUUGUCUUUGCUGAACUAUCACAUUCUCUCAAGAAACUUGUGCUGGAAAUGUAGGUGCUAAUGAAUUUUACCACUGCACAAAAAGAAGCAUUGCCAGUUGUUUCUCACUGAUGAUCUUCCUUGUUGUAUUUUUCAUUUUUAUAGUUGGUUAUUAAAUGCAUUUCUGAAUACAAAAAAUGCGUCUUUCAGCUAAUUAGACACUCCAGCAAACCAGCCAGUGAAUGGUGGUCAGCUUUGCAUUUUUCUUAUUGACUCCUUUUCCACACAUUUAUACCCCAGUAAUUGAUUUUACCUAACAUACUUGUCCUACAUGAUUUUGUUCAUUGUCAGUUAAUGCUGCUAUGGUGCUGACAGUGCAAUUGACGUUAUGACUUUCAACUUCGUUUAUCAUUUGUGCAUGAGGUGUUAUUUCCUGUCACAGUUAUCUGUGAUUUCGGAACUAUAAUCUGCUACAUUUUUCAUGAAGUUCAUCUAGACAUUUUUUCCCCUCUAUACCUGUAUUAUACAGCUGGCAGAUCAUUUUUCUAAUUCUGCUCUUGUCUUAGUGUUGCAUUUAAAUUCCUUAAUGUAUACUUUGAAUUGCAUGAAGAUGUUUGGAGGAAAUGUAGUCUUUCAGACUGUGAACUAUAGUUUUAGGGCUCAAAUAUGUGCCCCACUUUCAUUUCAGUGGCAAGUCUCAGAAUUCUACUUAUGCUGUUCUUAUAAGAUCAACCAGUCUGUUACAUUGUGUAUAUAGUUGACUAAUCACAACAUCUACUACACUCAAAAGUAAUUCCUCUCAACUUUCCUUGUGAUAUCAUGUUACAAUUAUUAUAGGAGUCUGUGUAGAUUGUACUGUUUCAUUACUGUUAGCUGUUUGCCUUUUGUCAAUUUCUGUAACAGCUGUUCUGAGUAACCCCCACCCCCUCUCAAAAAAAGUAUUAACAACAGGUUAUUUCAUUUGUCAUUAGUUGUUUUUCCAUGUGUCUGUUGUAUUUUUCCUAUUUUUAUAUGCUUUUUAUGAGGUCAUUUCAACUAUCAACUUGUUAGUUGUUGUGUAGGGACCAGUACUGGUAUGUUAUUAUUUAUUAAUGCACAGGGUGUGUAGGUGUUAAAUUUUCGAUGUUUCUUGGUCUGGAUUUGCCUGUCACUUGUUAUGUAGUUAAUAAGUAGACUUUAUGGCUAUUCAUUUUUUAAUUGUAAUCCUUCUGGUGCCCAAUGCGUUUGGACCAACAAGUUAACAGCUUUUUAAUUUUCUCAAGGAAAAAAAGGGGCUUUUGAACUCUGAUUAGUACUUGUUAGUAGGACAGAUACUGACUUAAUUCAAUAAAAAGUCUUUCUUUUAUCAUCAUCAUCAUCAUCAUCAUCAUCAUCAGUCAUCAUUACCAGUAAGUAGGAAACAGAAAAAGGUACAUGGGAUCAAGUCAGGUGAUAACAGUUAGUGGUGGAAUUGUUUUGAAACUCAGCUUGUGCUCAUUUACAAUCACAAUGUCCUAUGUGUUAUUAGGCACAUUGUUCCAGUGUGAUAAUGUUGUUGUGCUCAGUAAUCUUAAGCGUCAUGGAAACAGUUCACCAAUGCUCCAUAUAACAGCCAGUCAUUACUAUAGACUUUUGAUGUAGUCAAUCAAGUUGGUUACAUUGAAAGUUUCAGAAACACUUGCCAUGUCUUUUUCCCACAAGAAACAUGUUUCUUCUUGUUUCUGUGCACUUUCACCUUUGACAGUCCAAUGUUUGGACUGCAGUUUGGUCUGCAGACUCUAAUGUAAUCUAAAUUUACAUAAUUCUGCCAGCUGUUAACAUACUGUGCUUCAUUAUUUCAACAAAAUUUUGAAAUGUCAUGUCUUGUGUAUUUACUGUCUGAGCUCAAUAAAUUCAGUAUCCACUCUACUCAA
Molecule: messenger RNA, 5967 nt
Organism: Schistocerca americana (American grasshopper)
Lineage: Eukaryota; Metazoa; Arthropoda; Insecta; Orthoptera; Acrididae
Exons: 2
Coding region: 1120-3294 (724 amino acids)
Source: RefSeq, a predicted model, not a curated record